AUGCCAUGGGCGAUAAGACCGUCGCUGGUGGUGCUCUGGGGUGUCUGCUGGAUGUUCUAUGACUCUCCGCAGUCGGCGUUACCAAGCUUCAACCUCGAAGGACCCAUCGAUCUUGCCGGUCACGGAAAUGAGAUCUACUUUGAUCCAUACACUGGUUUCAACUUCGACUUGAAUGAGCUGGUCAACUCCUAUGAUGACUUCCCAAGUUUGGUGGAAGCUACGCACCCGACAUCAACUUCUGGCAUCUCCAUCAACGCAGGUGUGUUGGAUUCGAUAAGCCAGCCCAUAGGUCCGAUAUACCAGGAGCGAGGAGGGUCAACGCAGCAGACCUCGACCUCAACCUCGUCAAACCAAGCCGUAGCCCUAGACGAUUCCUCCAUUGCCACCGCCACCUCGCUGCCCUCAAAGCAGCCGAAGGCCUUCUGCUGCCCCGAGCCCGACUGCGACGUCGAGUUCGGGACGGAGCGGGAGCUCCAGCGCCACCGGGAGUCCAUCCACAACGGGUCCAAGUUCCCAUGCCCGGUGGCCGGGUGCAAACGAGGGCCACGGAACCCGUGCAACAGGAAGGACAACCUCCAGCGGCACAUGCGGAAAGUCCACGGCCAGGGCAUCGGCGAGUCUCCCGCCAUUACCGUAGAGAUACCCGCCAGGGGCCGGAAACGUCAGGCUGGGUCGAGCACGCAGGGCAGCAGUUUCUCUCCCGAUGGCAAGCGCCAGCAAACAAGGGAGACCAUGUCAACAGAGGUGGCUGACCUACAACGACAGCUCGCGGACGUAGCAGCGCAGCGGGAUGCCUUGGCAGAAAAGAACAAGGCCUUGGUGGAAGAAAAGAAGGUGUUGAUGGAAGAAAACAGGAUACAGCACGAGUUACUUCAGGUCCAGAGGAAGCGAAUCACUGAUCUCGGGAAGGCCAAAGCGAGCGAUGAUGGCUAG
Molecule: messenger RNA, 933 nt
Organism: Neoarthrinium moseri
Lineage: Eukaryota; Fungi; Ascomycota; Sordariomycetes; Amphisphaeriales; Apiosporaceae
Exons: 1
Coding region: 1-933 (310 amino acids)
Source: RefSeq, a predicted model, not a curated record